GCCCUUUUGACCAUGGUUUCGCCCUUGGGAGAGCGCGGGGCGAUGGACCGGCAGGUGGCGUCGCUCCAGAUAGGAGAGGAAGGGAUAGAGGAGCGAGGGGCGCUAGCGAGCGCCAACGAGACGCCAGUCAGGUCGCGCGGCUCGACGCCGGAGCCCGAGGCGGAGCAGGAGCAGGAGCAGGAGCAGGAGCAGGAGGCAGAGGAGGCGGAAGACGGGCCUGUGACGGGCCGGGCAGAAGCUGCGCCGGGGGAAAGGACAGCAGAGGAGAGGGACACCGACGAGCUGGCGCGCUUCAGGCGCGAGUGGGAGAAUGAGGUCAGGCGGCGUCGAGGCGCAGGUGGCGAUGGGCAGGGCAGCAGCAGCAGCAGCGGUGGCAGCAAGGGCUGGUCUUCGACAGAGUACCGAAGAGCUGCCCGUCGGUUCGGGCGGCAGACGGCGUCGGCAGAUGAAGCUUUGAAGGAAGAGGAAGAGGAGGCGCAACAGGCAGACGAGGAGCAAGGGCUGUCGGAAGACGAGCGGCCGCACAGUCCGUCGACGAUCCAGGAGACGCUGCAAAAGAACGGAGCGUCGGACAGAGCACAGGCGCAAGCGUCGCUCUCGAGCCAGCAUCGAAGGUACAGACAAGCCGGGCAGCAGAAGCUCAACAGCUCGCUGGCUGCCUCGAGACGACAGGCGGCCCUCGAUGCCCAGAAUGACGCCCUCAAGCAAGCGGCCGAUGGAGGCGGCGACGAGCACGACAAUGACGCCGCCGACGCCGCCGAUGGCAAAGAAGGCGCCGGGGAGAGCACUAUGCCCAAAAAUGCACCGAUACGACUGAUGCGAAGCUCCGUCGAGGCGUACGCCCGUGCAGUCGAAAACGAACGGAGGGGCAAGCUCGACGAUGCGCUCCUCUUCUACCGCAGGGCCUUUCGGCUCGACUCCAAUGCCGAUCGCCUGUACCAGCGUGCGGCGACGCUUAUCUCAGCCUCGCUAGAUGGCGAGUCGCCAUCAGAUGCCAAAAGAAGGGGAACGGCAAAGGACCAGCUCAUUGCGACGCCAGAGGUGGUCGAGAGGGUCAAAGCUGCGCUCGACAUUGACGACUACCGAUACAAGGCCAUCAUGAAGCGCAAGGAGCUUGAGCAAGCCGAAGCGGGUGAGAAGGUGCAGCAGGCCCAUGCUCGAACAGAGGAAGAUGCGGUGCUCGAGGGGGAGCCGGGCGACGAUGCAGAGUCAGCGGCGGCAGCUGUAGGGACCGACCAUCUUUCCCGGCUCAUCUAUCGCCUCUCGAUCGGAGGCGGCGGCGAGCGAGACUUCAGCCUGGUCAAGUUUGAGCCGGCAGACGAGGAGCAGCCGGAGCAGCUGCAGAUCAACAAGCUUCCCGAUGAGGUUCUUCUGCACAUUAUCUCGCUGGUUGCCCAGCCAAAUGGCCGACGGGGUGCCAAGAUCGUCAGACCCGGUGAAGCGACGGCUCCUCGACACGCCUCAAAUGAGACGGAAGAGGCGCCCUCGGACGCACAGGCAAAGGCAGCGACGGCCGACGUCGAUCAUCGGCGACAGCGUGGCCCACCGGGUGUCGGCAUCGUGCUCGCAGGGCCAGACUACAUCAGCGUCGAGCAGCUCGCGCGCGUCUGCUGGAAGUUCCGCCUGCUCACGCGCAGCUGGGGCGUCUGGCGCUCCAUUGUUCGCGAGACGUACUAUCCACCCCAGAUCCCCGCCAAAGUCAAGCUGGCCCAGCUGGUGCAGGAGCACGACGACGACUGGCGGACGACGUUUGUCGAGCAGCCCCGGCUGCGGCUCAAUGGCGCAUACAUUGCCUCCUACCACUACACCCGUCCUGGCAUGCACGAGGACAACGUCUGGAUCCGCGUCGUCCACGUCGUCGAGUUCUACCGGACCCUGAGGUUCCUGCCCGACGGUCGCACGUUGAGUCUGCUCACGACGGACGCGCCCUCGGAGACGGUGCGAAAGAUGGAGCCGUCGUUGAAGUCAAAGGGCUUCGCCAUCGGCCGAUGGUCCCUCCAUCCAAAGGGCCUCGACGAUGAUGCAGAGGCUGGAAGGCCGCCGGGGCCCAAGGUUGUCGUCGAAGAUCUCAAGGACCGCACCAUGCAGCGCUACUCGUUCCGAAUCGUGCUCCGACUCACGAGGACCCGCCGGGGACUAUGGAAUCGCCUCGAGAUUCUGGAGUACGAGAGCUUGAACCUUGUUUCGGGAGAGACGCUUCCCCUGCCUCAGACGCAUCAGAAACCGUUCCACUUCAGUCCAGUGCGAAGCUACGGGAUAUAGAAAGCGUCUUCCCUUUGCAAUGCAUAUAUAAACGAUGA
Molecule: messenger RNA, 2300 nt
Organism: Acaromyces ingoldii
Lineage: Eukaryota; Fungi; Basidiomycota; Exobasidiomycetes; Exobasidiales; Cryptobasidiaceae
Exons: 1
Coding region: 43-2262 (739 amino acids)
Biological process (GO): SCF-dependent proteasomal ubiquitin-dependent protein catabolic process
Cellular component (GO): SCF ubiquitin ligase complex
Molecular function (GO): protein binding
Source: RefSeq, a predicted model, not a curated record